AAUGGGACCCGGGAGUCCCCCUCCUGCAGAUACUUCUGUUCGGUCCCAGAACUCUCUUGGCCGAAUAAGUGGAUUGGCACGAAAGUCCAGCCAUUGGUGGACCGUGGAAGAGGGUGUGGCAGUGCGUUGGCAUUCGCCGACCAAGCCUCCCUCGUGACUUGAACAUUCUCCAGAAACAUCGAAGCGGAAUCGACGGCACUCCUCCUAUUGGUAGAGGUGAUGUCGAUGACGGAACAAACAAAAAUCUCUGAAAACAAAGAUCGCAUGUCCAAGGCUCUAGGCGCCGCAUUUUUGGGCCACCAAGUUGAACAGCUCGAGAAUAGGGCUUUUACUGGCGCUUCCGGUAGGGGCGGCAGAGGCCGUGGUGGUCGUGGACGUCCUUGGGCUGGGCCCGACUCUCAGGCUCGUGGCAGCGCGGGAAACCCGGUAGCACGCAGUAACGUCCGCGGUGGCGGCAGUAGUGGUGUUCCGGUCCUGAUUCCCCCCAAAGAGCAUGCGCAAGUAGGACGAAAGAGGUCUUUCACUCUCCAUCCGGACCCCGAUGCCAAGCCGAUUGUCCCAAGAGAGCGCGAGAGGACCGCAAUGGCCAAUAUCAUCAUCCUCGAUGCGAGUAUUCUCGUCCAUGCCCUCGGUCAGGUUAAGCGUUGGUGCAAGGAAGAAAGGAAGGAGAUACUUGUGAUCCCGCUAGAAGCUCUGAAUACACUUGACUUACUGAAGAAAGGCGGAUCAACCAUUGCCAUCCAUGCUCGCGCCGCGUCCCGAUUCUUGGAGGCGCAAGUAGGCACUAAUCCACGAAUACGUGUGCAGGGAGACGAGCAAUUCAUUCCAUGGGACGACCUAUAUUCUCGGGCAACGGGGGCCAGUUCUGAGCAAGCCACAACAGACACACCCGGUGACUUCGCAUUGCCGUCUCAAGAACAUGCACCAGAAUGGAUGCGUCAGAUCGUGUGUUGCACGGGUUGGGAAACCCUCGCUGCUUCUGCCCCACUGCCCGAGGGUGGUCCAGCUCAUCACAAGAAACCAAACCGAGUGGCUCUCGCUAUCAUCAAACCCAAUCUCAGUCCUGCGGCGCUCGAGACUCAGGAUUCUUCAGUGAUCAAACAUCUUCCGCGUACAACGGGCGAUCUUCUCCGACUUUGGGCCCCUAAACUGGGAUUGAACCUGCUUCAAAUCGAUCAAGGGGCGUCUGAGCGUCAGGAAAGUCGUGGUGACAGACACAAGAGCUCCACGUCGGAAUACGGUGGCCAUCACAGGCGAGGUGGCCGUUCUUCCGCCGAUGAAAGUCGUGGGCUAGUGGAAAAAGUAAAGAAUGGUCUGAACACCAACAGCCCAGUCGCCAUCGGUGGUGCGGCGAAGAUACGAUUAUUGGCGCGUGGGGAGAAACUUGACCCUUGAUUGACAUUCUAGUUGUUUCGGCCCUGGUAAAUCAAAAGACAGCCUUAUUAAAUUGCUCCGGCGUUAUGUUCCGUGGCGAACCGGUGUUCGCCGCUCGGACUGCACAACAUUCAUGGCGUCACCAUCAAUCUGCGUAAUGGCGUUAUCGCUCCGCUGACAUUUGUUUGGCUACUACUCAUCCA
Cantharellus anzutake is the source of this 1577-nucleotide messenger RNA. RefSeq lists its product as uncharacterized. The transcript has 4 exons. NCBI's taxonomy places the organism in Eukaryota, Fungi, Basidiomycota, Agaricomycetes, Cantharellales, Hydnaceae. The record is from RefSeq and is a predicted model, not a curated record. The coding region runs from base 220 to 1395 and encodes 391 amino acids.